UCAAGUGAAUUGGAUCGUGUGUGUGAUUAUUGUGCGAAUUUGUUCUUUUAGCCAGCGAAAAGAUACAAUGAUUUAUCUUUAACGCAGAAAAUCAGUGUCUCCUAACAUGACAACACCUAUCCGUCUCGAGAACGAGCAGCUGGGAUCGGCCCAUUUUGACGCUAUCCGGGAGCAGGACGAAGCUCGGGCUCUCGAAGAUGUGCGCCAAAAGGAACGCGAGCUCGAACAAGAGGCGGUUCACGCCUUUGACGAUCUUCUUGAACACUCUCAAAGCAGUGAUACCAGCUCCUACUACAAACCACCGACGUCCCAGUUUGAGGUUAAUCACCGCGAAGAGCUUUAUAAUCAAUGCCAAAAGGAGUUGGAAGAUUCACGGAAAGAGAACAUUCGUCUUGUUACUGAGCUCAGUAUUCUUCGAAGGGAAUUCGCACAGUUAGCCAAAGAUAAGUCGACGCUCGAAGAUGAAUUGCAAAAAGUUCAGACCCGCGUAAGUUUGCUCGAACAGGAAAACGGGGAGCUUUCUGACUCUCAAAAUGUUCAUCGUGUGAAGGAUCAGUAUGAAGCAGUCAUAGAAAAGCUCAACGCAAGCCACAAACGAGAGAAAACUGAUAUUAUACAGCAGCUUAACAAAUACAAAGAAGAAGCACAGUUAGCGCGGAAUCACAUAUGCGUUUCGCAAGAGAUCCGCGAGGAAAAAUGUAAGCUGGAGCAGGAGCUGCGAACACUUAGAACAACUGUCGAUAGCCUCCAUCAGAAGGAAUUGGAGCUGCAGUUAAAAGUGACCGAACAAUCAAUCCUUCUUAGGGAAAAGGAGCAUUCAGCGAGUCUCUGGGAUAGUGGUAAUGAUGCCAUUAUGAAGAUCUGCCAGCUUGCCAAUAUCUCUCCCGCUGUUGACAUCGUUGGCAAAUCUGAAGACAAAUAUAUACUACUGUUGGACGCAUGUUGCGAUCGAUUCCGCGCGUUUAGGGAUGGCUUAUCACAAAAGACUCUCGAGCUGGAGCAGGCAAAACGAAAAUGCGACGAGCUGCGAGUGUGUAUCGGGGCACUCGAAAAAGAGAAUCACGUACUAAAGGAAAAACUUGAGCACAAUAAUUCCGAUACCGAGAGCCAAAGCGAGACCGCCAAGUUAGGUCAUCUCAAGGCUGCCCAAGUGGCCCGGGUUGCUGCGGAGCAGCUCGAAAGUCAUAAUUUGCAGCUUAAACUUCAAGUACAGACACUUGAGGAGCAAAAAUCGAAACUACAGUUGGAGCUAAAGAACCUUAUUAAUGUCGAUGCAAAGCAUAAGGCCGAAAUUGCCGAAUUAAUGAACGAAACCCGCCAACUGGCCAUCGAGUGCCAGCGGGCUCGUGAAGAUGCUACAGAGGCUCGGCGCUUAGAGGAGAUGGCCAAGGAUUUCAUGGAAAAUGAAAAAGAGUUCGCGAGAAAAGAAGCCAAUGCGAUGGCUACAGCCCGACUUGAGGAAGAGGUGCGACGCAUGGAAUCACAGUUGGCUCGCGAAAAAGAGGCAGCCAGUGAAGCUAUCGCGAGGCAACUGCGAGCGGAAUGCGUUCGCCAGUUGCAGGAAAGACUCACAAAGAUGGAGCUUCAGAAGGAUGAGGAACUCCAGCGAGUUUUGGACACCGAAAGGAAAAGUGCUCAGAGCAAGGCUGAUGAGCUCCAUGAGAAGGUGGUUAUUCUCACCGAGGAGAUAGACGAACUUCGCAAAGAACACCUUGAAGCUUGCCAGCAAAAAAAAGAAACUACCGAACGGCUGAAAAAAUUUGAGACUGAUCUUGACGAGGCUCGCUAUGAACUCACGCACAAGGACGAUCAAAUAGCGAGGUUGAAGUCACAAGUCGAAGAUAUGAGGCUCGAAGAUGAAGCUCGCGUCGGCGAGGUGGCUGAAAUGCAAAAAAAAAUGACAAAUCUACAGGCUGCUGUGAAAAAAGCGAAGCUGCUUUUAGUCAAAACCGAAACUGAAAAACAAACGACAAUGGAAUCGCAUCAGAAAAUAGAAAGCGAAAACCGAAAUUUACAAGCGAAAUUAGACGCAUCAUCUCUUACUCUUAGCGCAAUGCAAAAACGGUGUGAGAAGUUGGAAGCGGCCUUACAUGUGCUAGGUCCUCGGGAUCAGGAAUUGCCGGGCGGAUCUGGUGAUACGGUCAUGCAAGAUACCUGUGCGAAGCUUUCUACGGAACUUAACGAUUGCCGAAAAAGACUGCUUGACGCUGAAAAGGAGAAUACUAAGUUGCAUGGACAGCUCAGACACAGACGGAGUACCAUAGAGAAAGUCCGUGAUCAGCUUGUAUCGAUAAAGGAACAAGGUCAUAGAUACGUCGCUGAACGUCGUUAUUUCGUACAGAUAAUUGACAAACUCGAAGAUGAAGUGGCUGCUUGGAAGCGACGAGAGACAGAUGUUCGGGUUGCGCUAGAGGGUGUGACCGAUAAGGUCAUCGAAACGCUGGUGGCAAGACACGAGUUCAUACCUUGCAAGGUCAAUGUAUUUGGCAUUGCUACCUCUUAAUCUACGCAUUAUUACAUUUUAUAAUGGUCUCCGCUCGGAUUUUACAGGAGGUGUUACCUUUAUGUACUUCAUACAUUCAUUUGUAAUUCGUUUGUAAAGCGGAUGGUGUAGUUAAGUCUACGUUUAUAUUAUUAUGACAAGGCGAGCCCGUACUCCGAACCAUCAAUCACGUGGGUAGUUUUGCCUUUACAUUGAGGUAGUAUGCGGGUAAUAGCUCUGUCGGUGCUCAAGGAAAUCUAUGUGAUUGUGAUUCCAGGCAUGGACAGAACCCACCCCGUUCGCACAUAAGCUACAUGUCGGGUAGCUUAUAUGCGAUGGAAUCAGAGCGCAAAUUAUAUACCUGUCAGUAAAGACAGCAAUAACUAUUUUAUAUUCAUUGUAGUUUUCAGAGGCAAGAGGACCGAUAUAUAUGUAUAUAUUUAGAAUGUAACAAAACGAAAAGUACCUACAAUAUAUGCCAAACUAUUCACUAUUUUUGCCAGUCUUUGAAUAAUUGUAUUUAGGUGAAGUCACCUGGUAAGUAUGCGUUAGAGGAUAUUAAUUAUGACAAGAAAAAUACAUAAUAAAAUCUGCGGAAGUAGGUUUAAGCAAAACAAAGGAGUAGUAUGUUACUUUUUUUUUUAAAUAUCGUAGUUAGUAGCAAAGACAACCUUUAAUAUAUUAGAAAACACCCAAUGCGGAACUAAUAACAAUCUAAUAGCAAAGUAAGUAGCAGUGAACAUGAGAAGGGUAUAUAUAUAUACGAACACUAUUCAUUAGUGUUUACACCACUUUUAUAUAUGCACUUUUAUAUUAUAUAUAUAUUACUCCACUUUAUGCUUUACUCUCCUCAUGUUCACUGUUACUUAUUUUAUUACUAGAUUUUUAUUUAGUUCUGCAUUGGGUGUUUUCCCUAUAUAUAUAUAAUAUAGAACAUGUUCUUCCAUGUGUCCUACAGUAAUACACAUGUCCUACGUAAGUUACACACAGAGGCAUAUAUGCAAACGUACGCCGGGUAAACUCUUAAACAACUUGGAAAAUUGUAUUCAGUAACAAAAAGUGAUCGUCACGACUUAUAUUUUAUUAAAGCAAUCUUUCAGAGAGGUGACAUAUGUUUGUUUUCUUUGCUAUUGAUGUGAUGCAAUAACCAUAAUGCGGUUUCUGUCAUCAAUCAAAUUUACUCAGCCGGGCCUGUUAUCAAACUACAUGGUAGUGCAUUUUUGAACAGCUGUUGAUUUACCGUAA
Varroa destructor (honeybee mite) is the source of this 3727-nucleotide messenger RNA. RefSeq lists its product as uncharacterized. The record is from RefSeq and is a predicted model, not a curated record. Lineage: Eukaryota; Metazoa; Arthropoda; Arachnida; Mesostigmata; Varroidae.